Messenger RNA from Cuscuta campestris, 1577 nucleotides. The record is from the annotation of a GenBank genome assembly. NCBI's taxonomy places the organism in Eukaryota, Viridiplantae, Streptophyta, Magnoliopsida, Solanales, Convolvulaceae.
CUCAAUACCAACAUUAACACAACUCCUCUUAUUAUAACAUUCAUCUUCAAGUAGUUUUUCAAAAAAAAAAACACAUACCGUCGUCUCUAGUUUCAAGAAAAGCAUCUGGUCAUGGCGAUUAGUAUGGCAAAGAUCUUGCGCGCCAAGCAAGGCCUCAGGAGGUCUUCUUCAAGAACAAACAGAGAAAGUGAGGUUCCCAAAGGGCACUUUGCAGUUUAUGUUGGAGAGGGUGAAAAGAAGCGAUUUGUCAUCCCGAUUUCGCAUCUGAAGAGCCCUUUGUUUCAUGACUUGCUUACUCAAGCUGAGGAAGAAUUCGGUUUCGAUCAUCCAACAUUUGGAGGACUCACAAUCCCUUGUCCAGAGGAUACCUUCCUUGAGAUAAUCUCUAGUUUAUGAGAUCUUGAGAAAUUUCUGCAAAAGAUUAGAUGGCUUAGUUUAGUCUCUAGAGAAGGAAAUUUUUGAGCUUCAAGAAGAGCUUUAUUGUACAGAAUACAUAUUUUUAUUACAAGUACAAAUGAAUUUACUGUCAAUUAAAGAGCAUGAUUACUGUUUUGGAUUGAAAUACUUUUCACUUGUUCUCUCUUACCCAAACAAGUACUCUGUGAUCAUAGCUAAUACAGACAAGUGGAUUGAACAUCUUUCUUGGACAGGAAAACUGACUGCAGUUCUUUCAGAAACUGAAUUUAUUCACUUUUGGUUAAGACCGUCAUAUUCCCAUGUAAUCAGGUCCUUCAUCUUCUUGAAAAACAAAAAAACAAAACAAAACGGCUUCUUCACGAAAGAUAUUAAAAAUUUCAACCACAAUUCAUCAACGAAAUUCAGAUCAUAUUGGGUUGUGGUUUGAAACCACACACACUGCAGAAAUUUCUUUCAUUUGAUUUUCACCAGUCUUGCCAGUGUAGGUGCAACUGUGCAAGAAUUUACUGGUUUUAUGAAAUGUUACUCUCCCUUCUUCAUUACAUUAUUUGUGGCUGUAGAGAAAAAAGAAGCGCAGAAAUGAAGGUUGAUAAAGAAAAGGUUGCAUCUGAGAAAGAUCUUCUUCCCAUCUUUUCUUUAGAGUAGCUCCAUUUCUUUUAUGAACUUAAUGCUCACAAUCAUGAAUCAUCCGAACCAGAAAAGAGAGUAUAAAGCAGAGCUGAGAGAAAAACUUUCCAUUCCAAAAGGUUGACAUCUACUAUUCAAACUAUUCUCCAACUUGAUUACCUCCCAUUCAUCAAAAUUCUUUCUUCUGAAUGAUCAAUACUGACUGACUCUAACUCCACUGUGCAAAAAAAGGGGGUUCAAAAAGGCCAUCCUAUCCGGGAACUUUCGAACAACGGUCUGUCCUUUUUCUUGAGGCAAUCUCUCUAACAUUCCAAACAAACAAGCCAAAUUUAGAAGAACAAGAGAGGAUUAAUGGGCUUCCUGCAUGCUUACAAAUUUUCCAUUUCGUAUUGUCCAAUAAAACUCAACCUCCUAGCGUACACAUUUCUCAGCCCUUCUCAGUUCAGUGAAGCUGAUGAAGACAAGAACUGAGGAAGCCCAGCACAAAAUUUCUUGUAAUCACAUCAAAUGCGGAAUAAAGGGAAAUAGAAUAG